AUGGCGCGUAUACCUUCGGCCCUCUUUUCAGGUUAUGUUCAUCGAGUUGUCGAAGUGUGCGAAUUCAACACCCCUCAUGAUCAGAGAGGAGGGCGAAUUCCCCCGGUUCAGGUCUUCUUCGCCCGCCCAUCUCUCUACGAUACUCUACUCUACGACACCUUCCAGUGGCCCGGCCAUAUCACAGCUUUCGUCACUGGACUUUCUAUUUCCCUACCCAAAGCAUUUGUGUCGGAAAUGCUCCAACUUAGAUUAACUCUGAAUAAUACUCAUGAUGCAGAGCAGAACAUUCUCAACGACUUACUAUCCCGUCCGUCAGCCGAUGAGAUUGCACGCUUACUCUGCCACUGCUGCAAAGUUCUAUCUUCCCUUUCUCGCGAUGAGAUCGCCCUCCUCUACGAGCGAGCCCGAACGAGCACAGAUUGUCUCGUCGACUUUGAUAUCAAGGAAUGCUGCCAAGUGAAGUCGCCUGCAACAGGUACCUCGACCUUUGGUAGUGUCGCACAUGCUAGAUCGCUUGAGCCAGUCUGCAUCGAUCCUUCCUUACUCACGACGAAUAUGGACGUACGAGACCGCAAGAUGGCGCCCUGCGUUUCAACGCCUGAUCCUAGCCGUUUUCCAACCCUGACACUUUCGAACGCGGGAGUCAUGUUGAGUCAACCAGCCUCAACCCCACGCGAAACAGUCCCCAAUCUCCAUGCCAAUCCGUCUCCCGUCAUCCCACACGAUGAUUGUCCCUCCAAUGAGUUCGACUGGGUACUCCGAGAAUGUGACAAUCUAAACGCACCAGACCCUUCACUCAAUUUCGCUCCUGGACCCUGCGAUCCAACGAAAGAAACUCUCGAUGAAGAUGGUCCCAUGGCUAGCAUCCCAACGUCUCAAUCUCCUGUAUGCGGCCGCCCUGUAGGAAUAGGUGAGAUGUCACCAGAAACUCCACCGCAUCAUGCUUCCGCUGGCAUCAUGGAAGAAGGGGGUUUGAAUGAGAUGGAAGUAUCGGAUGCUGAAGAAGAAGCACAACAAGAUGUCACGGGCAAAAAUCCAAUUGAGAAUCGCCCAGCCGUGGGAUCAUCCUCUCCAUCUCUGUAUCCAGUUGCAGGUAUCUCUUAUCCCACGCCUUUUUCAAAUUCGCCGGAUACGCCAGUCACGACUAGGCGUGUGGAGCGAUCGGCUGAAGUGACAACAAGCGACGUUGACUCAGAAGAUCGAACUGUCGACAAACGUCAGAGUGCAUGCACUUUCUCGAAAUUGCAGCCAACAGUCGAAGAUGCCCCCGAUGAUGCCGAACUUGAUAAUCCGGAGACUUCAUCCAUCAAUGAUGAAGACUUAUCGAUGGAUGAAGACUUUGGAGAUUCGGACAUUGAGUCCGCCUUGGAAGAUACGGUCAGGUUUUUGCAGGACACUUCUUGCAAUAGUGAGACCCCUUCAACUGAUGCCAAUACUUCCGUGAAUACCGAGUCAAAUCCAAAAAGCUUAACUCCGGUGUCUAUUUCUCCUGCCUUCAAUGAAAGCGACCAGCAUAAGUUUCCCAAUGGAGAACAACAGACUAAUAGUAGUCAAGAGACUUUGGAGUAUGAGAACCGCCAGAUCUUGCAGCAGAAACGGAAGCUUCCUGCCGGACUUGAACCACACUCAACUCUCUACACCAGGAACCUCAGGCCCCGUCUUGACAAGGGAAAAGGUGGGAAUCAAGCCCCGCAUGACGACGAAAUUGCAGAGGAUGUUGGCAAAAAUUCAUCCUCGGAAGGAGUCCUAGCAGAUUCAGUGGCCAAAAAUCGCGCAGAUUCUUCAAGUGUUGCUCAUCUCAAGACAUCCGUACCCUCCAAUUCAGAUAAAGACAAAUGGAGCGGUCCCUUAUUAUGCCAUUCUCUCCUGUCCACCCUAUCAUCGGAAAAAAAAGCUGAGAUUGAAAGGAAAUGCAAUCGUAUCUCGCGACCUGAUUUGCCUGAGUUCAUGGAAAAGCACACCAAAUCAUGGAAGGCUACCGGAUUUUGGGACUCUCCACGGCUUGACGUGGAGAAUCAUUCCCUCGUAUCCUCCAACACCAAAGGCUUUGCAAUUUGGAGAUACGUAGAUGCUAUGCAGACAGGCGAAGAGACACAUUACCUCAAAUCUCGGCUUGCGGAUAUCAUGCUUUAUCUGGCGUAUAUCAAAGAACUUCGCAGACAAAAAGAUGCCGGUCAUCCCCCCAGACCGCGAAGGUCAAAGCCACAGACAUCAUCUGUGGCACAGCGUCCCUUUCUAAAGCAAUAG
Molecule: messenger RNA, 2247 nt
Organism: Penicillium brevicompactum
Lineage: Eukaryota; Fungi; Ascomycota; Eurotiomycetes; Eurotiales; Aspergillaceae
Exons: 7
Coding region: 1-2247 (748 amino acids)
Source: RefSeq, a predicted model, not a curated record